GCCAAAAUGGUGCGUUUUGUUCCUUUGUUCCUGGUGUAUAUUUCGUUGCCGGCCUUUCAAGCCACAGAGCUUACAAAAUGUGAGGUGUCCCACGCCAUUAAAGACAUAGAGGGUUAUCAAGGCAUCACUUUGCUUGAAUGGGCCUGUGUUUUAUUUCAUACCAGUGGCUACGACACACAAGCUAUUGUAAAAAACAGUGACAGCACAGAGUACGGACUUUUUCAGAUCAGUAACAGAUUUUGGUGCAAGAGUCUCGAGUUUCCUGAGUCGGAGAACAUCUGUGGCAUCUCCUGCGACAAGCUCCUGGAUGAUGACCUUGCAGAUGACAUAGCGUGUGCCAAGAAGAUCCUGGCUAUCAAAGGAAUCGACAACUGGAAGGCCUACAAGCCCAUGUGCUCUGAGAAGCUCGAACAGUGGCGCUGUGAGAAGCCGUGAGCUCCGGUCCUUGCGGCUCCUGCCCGGUGUUCGGGGACGCCUCUUCCCUACGGCUACCUCAGUUUGGCUCUUUCUAUCCCCAUGAAGAUGAUCUGUCUCUGAGCCUUGUGCCCUGUAGUGACACCACUGGACUCUAGAGGACUUUUUUUGAUGGGAGUGUGACUGGCGCACUGGACUGCAAACCCUUGCUUAGUGACAGUGGCGAGGGUCUUGAUGGCGGACUCACGAAAGCAAGAGAGCCCUCUCCUGUCCUGAAUAAAGGGCCCGACUUGA
Messenger RNA from Grammomys surdaster, 708 nucleotides. It is a transcript of the gene Lalba, whose product is annotated as lactalbumin alpha. Gene Ontology annotation, molecular function: calcium ion binding; lactose synthase activity. The record is from RefSeq and is a predicted model, not a curated record. Gene Ontology annotation, biological process: lactose biosynthetic process. NCBI's taxonomy places the organism in Eukaryota, Metazoa, Chordata, Mammalia, Rodentia, Muridae. The coding region runs from base 7 to 435 and encodes 142 amino acids. The transcript is spliced from 4 exons.